CGGCUGAGCACAUUAUGCGCAUGUCCCACAACUGAAUCUCUCACAUGUACAUGCCCAAUUUCGUUGCACUGGAUACAGGAAUUGUGCAAGCGGAUUUUCGAGUCAAAUUCCCGGAAUAAUCCAAUCCAAUGAUGCACACAUUCGAGAACACCUUCAUCCGGGGACCCUCGCCGUCCUACUCCGACGAUGCCAACUCGGAGAACGCGCUGUCCGUGACCCUGCCCAUCGGAGCAGCCGUUCCGGACUUGGACUUCUGUCGCGACGACUCUAAGACGGAUACGGGGGACUACUUCGACGAGAAGUACAACAGCGACAGCUGCUCCCGCCUGCAUCCCGGUCACCAGGGACGCAACACGUUCGCCUUCUGGACCAUUGUGGUACUGCUUCUGGUGCUGACCGUGGGCAAUCUCAUCCUGACGCUCACCAUUGUGGGUGUGCUUCGCUUGGGCAAAGGUGUCCAGGGCAUGGAGGUGAUUCCCGAGGUGGAUGUGGUCAAGUUCUACGGCUCCACGGACUUGGAGCGGGUGCAGACCAGCUCGUUUGGCCAGAUUCACGGCUUCUCGGAUGUCCCGGUGACCAUCAGCAGUGAUGCUGGCGACGGGGAAGGCGGCGUCCACGUGCGCGUCUUCCGGAAUGGCAAUGGAGCCGCUAACGAGCGCGAUAGGAUUGUCCUAAACCGGGAGGGCAUCCUCGUGCAGGCCACCAAUUUGUUCGAGGUCAAGGACCCGGUCGACAAGCAGCCCAUUUUCACCACCCACCGUCCGCAGUACAACAUUCCGGGCGGAGUAGAGGCCUUGCAGGCCAAGGUGGUCAGUGCCAGCGGCGUCGUGAGUCCCAUCGACGAGUCUCUGGUGCUGGAAAGCGACGGACGCAUGGCCAUUAGGGGAUCCGAGGGCGUGUACUUCGAUGGAGCCAGCGUUGAUGUACAGGCCGAGCACCACGUCCUAAUAAACUCCACGCAGGGCGCCACCAUUCUGGAGGCGGGCACGGGUAUCUUUCUGGACAUGGACCGCAUUCCCAUCGUCAGCUCCGAGCUGGGACUCCGCACGGGCAGUGUUCAGUAUAAGAUUUGCGCUUGCAUGCCGCAUGGAACACUCUUCCGGAUCGCCAUACCAAGGGUGCACAACGGACCCAAGAUCACCUGCGCCCACUUCAGCGGCAAGGACGAUCCCUGUGAGGUGAACUAAGUGCGCUCAGAAAUAAAGAGAAUAGUUACGAUUAUCGUAUCCCUAAAACAAA
Molecule: messenger RNA, 1239 nt
Organism: Drosophila erecta
Lineage: Eukaryota; Metazoa; Arthropoda; Insecta; Diptera; Drosophilidae
Gene: Scgbeta
Exons: 1
Coding region: 129-1187 (352 amino acids)
Biological process (GO): muscle organ development
Cellular component (GO): sarcolemma; sarcoglycan complex
Source: RefSeq, a predicted model, not a curated record